Messenger RNA from Penicillium diatomitis, 1029 nucleotides. Its product is annotated as PAF acetylhydrolase family protein. Lineage: Eukaryota; Fungi; Ascomycota; Eurotiomycetes; Eurotiales; Aspergillaceae. The record is from RefSeq and is a predicted model, not a curated record. The coding region runs from base 1 to 1029 and encodes 342 amino acids. The transcript has a single exon.
AUGACUGUCGACCAGCGCUCACCCAAAAAACCCACCGUUCGUCGUGCUAAUUUGCCGGACCAUGCCUUGAUCGGAGAUGCCGCAAAGCUACCCAUCAAUGCCACGCAGCCUGUCAUCUCGAUGAGUCCGCUUGUGCUGCCGGCCCCAGAUCGCAUCAUGGACUUGCACCUUCGUGUAUCCGCACCUGUCAUAGGAGAGAAUCUGCCGAUCAUCCUCCUUUCCCACGGCCAAGGCCCGUCGAAUAACCUUUCCUCACUGAAUGGAUACGCCCCGAUCGCCAACUUCUGGGCCUCACACGGCUUCGUCGUCAUCCAGCCCACGCAUCUGGGUUCUCGAUCUCUCAACCUCACCAUCCAAGACGACCCAGAAGCUCCUUGGUUCUUGGAAAGCCGUGUGGCGGACUGCAAGCUCAUCAUCGACGAGCUGGACCAAAUUGAGACACUCUUCCCAAACAUCAAAGGCCGUCUGGAUCGUGGACGUAUUGCUGUGGUUGGCCACUCAGGGGGCGGCCAUACAGCAAGCCGACUUCUCGGUGCACGAGGAACCAAUCCUUCCCUCAAGUCCUUUGAAAAUGCCCGGGAGCCUCGUAUCAAAGCCGGGGUGCUUCUUGCAAGCCCCGGGGAUGGAAGAAAUGGAGACGGCAUGGGCCCUGCUGCCCUAAACACCGAAUUGAUAUACCAUAGUCAUGCCGAUAUGUCGGCCCCUGCAAUGGUAGUGAUUGGGGACCAGGAUGGGUUUCCAUUCUUGACAACUCGUGGCGCUGAGUACCAUGCAGACGCGUAUCACCAUAGUCCAGGCCCCAAGUCGCUCCUCACGGUGAAAGAUGGAAAGCACGGGUUGGGAGGGGUAUCCGGUUACGACGUCGCGGAGGCCACUGACGAUGAAAGUCCCGAGCGGCUCGCCAUGGUCCAACGAACGACUUGGGCUUAUUUGCGCAGUGCUCUUUAUCCGGAUGAUCAGGCCUGGUCCGAGGCGCGUGCUGCCUUGAAGGCGCUUCCGCAUCUGGGGGCGGCCGAGGACAGGGUCUGA